Pochonia chlamydosporia 170 is the source of this 354-nucleotide messenger RNA. RefSeq lists its product as hypothetical. Lineage: Eukaryota; Fungi; Ascomycota; Sordariomycetes; Hypocreales; Clavicipitaceae. The transcript has a single exon. Bases 1 to 354 code for a protein of 117 amino acids. The record is from RefSeq and is a predicted model, not a curated record.
AUGCCACCUAGCCAUUCACCAGCUGGUGAUAUCAAUCACAACAAUAAGCAAAUCCUUGCGCCAAAGCUGAAUAUUUUCUCGCCCACUCAAUCCAACUCAAUCCAAUUCAAUCCGCCAGCUAUUCGCGCCAAAAUCCACCUCGAGACCCACGCCAAGAUUCCGGUACCUGGCAUGAUCCGCAUCUUUGCAACAAUACUAUCUACUUCAUGCCCUCGCCCUCGGAAUAUCCCAGCCCUGUCAAUCCUGUCCAUCUCCGUUCGCGCGCGUUUCCGGUUCAAGAAAUUCAUUCGAUGUGCUGGUCCGAGUCCGAGUGCGAGAAGCUCAUUGUGUCUACCAACGCCUCUUGUCCAAUGA